CGCGCAGCCCAUCCUAUGGCAUCCGAGAAGCCCCAUUUCGCAGGGGUUUCCGCACGGACUCGGGGAGAUCGGUGAAGUCGGAGGGCCGCCUUCAGGCUGAUUGUCUCGCCUGCGCAGCCCCCUCCCCGGGUCGUGCGUUGAGAACGCCAACAUCGGAGACAGAACGCUGGGGACCCUGCCGUCGGCCGUCCUCUGGGUCCUUCUCCCUUCAGGGCGGCGGAGUCAGUCGCUGCGAACCGCGGAUUAUUUCCCAUCUUUCCUGAGUUGCAGCAGGGCCGCUCAUCCUGUGCUCUGGGCGGUGAGGCCGCCGGCGGUAGAAGACUUAGAAUAAAAGGACUCCCGCGACCCCACCGCCGCGCUGCGCCCCGAGCCGUGCCGGCCUCAUGGGAGUGCAGGGCCUCUGGAAGCUGCUGGAGUGCUCGGGCCGGCAGGUCAGCCCGGAGACGCUGGAGGGGAAGAUCCUGGCCGUGGAUAUUAGCAUUUGGUUAAACCAAGCACUUAAAGGAGUCCGAGAUCGCCAUGGGAACGCAAUAGAAAAUGCUCAUCUUCUCACUUUGUUUCAUCGACUCUGCAAACUCUUAUUUUUUCGAAUUCGUCCUAUUUUUGUAUUUGAUGGGGAUGCUCCACUACUGAAGAAACAGACUUUGGCUAAGAGAAGGCAGAAAAAAGACUUGGCCACCAGUGACUCCAAAAAAACUACAGAGAAGCUUUUGAAAACAUUUUUGAAAAGACAAGCUAUCAAAACUGCCUUAAGAAGCAAAAGCCUGUGUGUACUUUGCAGAGAUGAAGCACUACCCAGUCUUACUCAAGUUAAAAGAGAAGAUGACAUCUAUGCUUUGCCACCUUUACAAGAGGAAGAAAAAAAUAGUUCAGAAGAGGAAGAUGAAAAAGAAUGGCAAGAAAGAAUGAAUCAAAAACAAGCAUUACAGGAAGAGUUCUUUCAGAAUCCUCAUGCAAUAGAUAUUGAGUCUGAAGACUUCAGCAGCCUGCCCCCUGAAAUAAAGCAUGAAAUCUUGACUGAUAUGAAAGAAUUUACCAAGAGAAGAAGAACAUUAUUUGAAGCAAUGCCAGAGGAGUCCAAUGACUUUUCACAAUACCAGCUCAGAGGCUUACUUAAAAAAAACUAUCUCAACCAACACAUAGAAAAUGUCCAAAAGGAAAUGAAUCAGCAACAUUCAGGACAAAUCCAAAGGCAAUAUGAAGAUGAAGGGGGCUUUUUGAAAGAGGUGGAGUCAAGAAGAGUGGUCUCUGAAGACACUUCACAUUACAUCUUGAUAAAAGGUAUACAAGCUAAGAAAGUUGCAGAUAUGGAUUCAGAGUCUUUUCCAUCUUCCAGCAAAAUGCACAACACGUCUUUUGACAUAAAGUCAUCUCCACGUGAAAAACUGAAGCCAGAGAAAGAGCCUGAUGCCACCCCCACUUCUCCAAGAACUGUGCUGGCCAUGCAAGCUGCCCUGUUGGGGAGCAGUUCCGAAGAGGAGCUGGAGAGUGAGAAUCAAAGGCAGCACAAUAAGAGGAAUGCAUUUACUGCUGGAGGUGAGGGCUCUGUAUCACCACUGACUCUCUUGGCUAUUCAGAAAGCUCUGGAUGAUGAUGAAGACGUGAAAGUGCAUGCUGGGAAUGGUGUGCAGACUGGAGGGUCAGAAGCCAAAAAACUGGUUAUGAGCAGUUCUGAUGAGGAAACUGAUGAAGGACUUCACACAAGAGAUAGAAAAGGAAUGCUGUUGACAACAGUGCCUCAUUCAACCAGUGUGAACUUCGUAGAAGAGCGUGUAACCUGCACUAAUAAUGAAAAAGAGGUAGCCGACUCACCUCUUUUGUCAAGUACUGUCUUUUGUGAAGGCAGUGAAUCUAACAUUCCAAAAGAACAAAUGUCAUUUAGUCACAGGGUUAACAAAGCCUUUCAGACAAGUGAUGAGCCUACGGUUAAUGAUAGGAAAGAUUCAGUUUCUUUAGAAAACACAGUGGUUAUACACGUGAAUGCACUUGGGCUCCCGAGUGGAGGAGAACUGACAUCAGCACCUCCUAUAAAUCCAAGGUCUGUAUCAGAGAAUGAAACAUACACCAAAGUGCUUGAGAUACAACAAGUUCUUUGUCCAUCUGAGGUUAAAUAUGAUUCUUCUGUUCUUUCAAGUAAUGAUGAAUGUGAAAAAAAUCCUGCUUCUAAAGUUACUCCUGUCAGUUUACAAGAAACAAGUAACACACUAAGUGUCCCAUCAGAGGCAAUAAGUAACUUAGAAAAUGCUAAAGAGCAUGAGAAUUUCCUGAAAACCAUCCAAGAAUGUGAGACAGUGGAAUCUUCAGGCCAGAAUUUAAUUUCAGCUCCAAAGUCUAUGGAACCAAUGGAAAUCAACUCUGAGGAAAGUGAAUCUGAUGGAAGUUUCAUUGAAGUACAGAGUGUAAUUAGUGAUGAUGAACCUCAAACUGAGUUAGCAGAAGCUUCCAAACCUUCCUCUGGACAAGGUGAAGAGGAACUGAUAGGAACUGAGAAAGAAGAAGUCACUGGUGACUCUGAGAGCCUCCUAAGAGACAACUCUGAAAGUGAGCCCUUGGGUACUGAGCCACAUGAAGAAACUGAAAAUGAUGCAGAUGAUUCGCUCAAUGAAUGGCAAGAUAUUAAUUUGGAGGAGCUGGAAACUCUGGAGAACAACCUUUUAACACAACAGAAUUCUUUGAAAGCUCAAAAACAGCAGCAAGAACGGAUUGCUGCUACUGUUACAGGACAGAUGUUUUUGGAAAGCCAGGAACUUCUUCGCCUGUUUGGAAUUCCAUACAUUGAGGCUCCCAUGGAAGCAGAGGCUCAGUGUGCCAUUCUGGACCUGACUGAUCAAACUUCCGGAACAAUCACUGAUGAUAGUGAUAUUUGGCUGUUUGGAGCACGGCAUGUGUAUAAAAACUUCUUUAAUAAAAAUAAGUUUGUAGAAUAUUACCAAUAUGUGGACUUUCACAAUCAGUUAGGAUUGGACCGGAACAAAUUAAUAAAUUUGGCCUAUUUGCUUGGAAGUGAUUACACAGAAGGAAUAGCAACUGUAGGUUGUGUUACAGCUAUGGAAAUUCUCAAUGAAUUCCCUGGACAUGGCUUGGAACCUCUCCUAAAGUUUUCAGAAUGGUGGCAUGAAGCUCAAAAAAAUAAGAAGAUAAGACCUAACCCUUAUGACACCAAAGUGAAAAAAAAGUUACGGAAGUUGCAACUCACACCUGGCUUUCCUAACCCAGCUGUUGCAGAUGCUUACCUCAAACCUGUGGUGGAUGACUCCAAGGGAUCAUUUCUGUGGGGGAAACCUGAUCUUGAGAAAAUUAGAGAAUUUUGUCAGCGGUAUUUUGGCUGGAACAGGACAAAGACAGAUGAGUCUUUGUUUCCGGUAUUAAAACAACUGAGCGCCCAACAGACCCAGCUCCGAAUUGAUUCUUUCUUUAGAGUAGCUCAACAAGAGAAACAAGAUGCUAAGGCUAUUAAGAGCCAGAGACUUAACAGAGCUGUGACGUGUAUGCUGAGAAAAGAAAGAGAAGAAGCAGUUUCUGUUGCCAUGGAGAAAGAAUUUGAGUUCCCUGAUAAGGUAAAAGGUAAGACCCAGAAGAGAAGCAUAGCAAAUAAAUGGAAAGAGUCGCCAAGUCUGAAAAGAACAAGGCUUUCGGAUGCUAAACGAGAGAGUAAAUGUGGUGGGUUUUUGGGGGAAGACUAUAUCUCGCAAUCAUCUGAUGCAUCCUCAAAUGAGGAUGCAGAGAGUUUAUCUUUAAUGAACGUGCAGCAGGGAAAAGCAGCUGGAGAGGCAAACAUCAGCUCUUCAGAUUUGCAGAACACAGUGAGACCUGAUCCUGUAAGGGACGAAGGUGCCACUACAAGCAGCUCUAGUGAAGAUGAUGGAGAGAAAACAAAACCAGUCCUGGUGACCGCCAGAUCUGUGUUUGGGAAGAAAAAGAGGAAACUGGGAAGCACAAGAAGGAGAAAGAAAAACCUAGUUUAAACGUGUAUUCUCUGUAAUUGUAUACAACUUAACAUUCAUUGUGAGGGAAUAAUAAAAGUAAAUGUAUCUGCAUAGUCUUUGUAUUUUAAAAAUAUGGAUGCUUGCCCUAGAUGGUUUGGCUCAAUGGAUAGAGCAUCCACCCGGGGAUUGAAGAGUACCGGGUUCAACUUCAGUCAGGGGCAUAUACCUUGGUUGCAGGCUCAAUCCCUGGCCCCAGGUGGGGGUGCGUGUGGGAGGCAACCAAUUGAUGUGAUGACAGCAUUGUUUCUUUCAGUCUCUUUCCCUUCCACUACCUCUAAAAAUAAACAAUAAAUUAAAAAAAUAAAAAUUAACUUGGCACGUA
Molecule: messenger RNA, 4308 nt
Organism: Myotis daubentonii (Daubenton's bat)
Lineage: Eukaryota; Metazoa; Chordata; Mammalia; Chiroptera; Vespertilionidae
Gene: ERCC5
Product: ERCC excision repair 5, endonuclease
Biological process (GO): nucleotide-excision repair
Cellular component (GO): nucleus
Molecular function (GO): single-stranded DNA binding; DNA endonuclease activity
Source: RefSeq, a predicted model, not a curated record